ACAAAAUCAACAAUGCGAUACAAUAGGUAAGCUUUCCUUAAUUAAACUUAAGAUGCUACACAUAUACUUACAGAAAAUCAACAGUAUUAUUGAAAAGAAAACUUAACAUUAUUUGAGAUCCACAAUCGAUAAUACAGGUAUAGUCGUUAUUCCUGACUGUGCCACUUUCAUCUUACCACAUUUGACGCACUUAAAGCGAAUUUCGUAUGACCAUUUGUAAAACAAAAAAUUGUACUGCAAAUGUGGCCAGACGGUGACCAUAUUUGUAGCCAUGCAAAUUGCUUGUUCACGUAUUUACGAAUAAAAAACACACUACUACUUUGACAAAUAAACCAAGAAAUAGAUCGAUAACAGAUUAAGGUAAUAGAGCCAAAAAAAUUCAACCGGGGUAAUCUGAUAAUGCUUUCCUUCCAUGUUAUCGUAAGAAUAAAUAUAAAAGUGCGAUUAUGAGAUAUCGGUAUUACAAAUUAGUGUACAUGAACAGCGAUUUAUUAGAAUACGUCCAUCUCAGAUAGCAGAAUAAAGAACAAUGAGCCAAGCCAUACUUAUUUUUGGUGCAGUUGCAUUAUCUGUGUGCCCCUGUCGAGCAGGUGUAAUUAAAGAUGGUGUGGAAUUCCAGUCCAGUAUUGUGAUUUGUCCUAAGCCGAGUGACCCGAGCACUAAAGGAUCCAAUUGCGAAAAAGAGCUAGAACCUAGAAGAUUAACGAAUGGUGGUAAAGAGCUCAAACAACAAAGACAACCAAUUACAAGUCGACAUAGAACUCAACGAGCCCGGUCAUUGGGGGCAAUAGAACGAACAUAUAGCUACCCAGAAUCUGGAUUCUUUCUAAACCCAAUCACCUGUAUUCUGAUACAAGAUUUGUCCGCAGACGGCAAAGGUGGCACCGUUUCAGUUUUAGACGGAGGACUUUACUCAAAAAGGUUAACAAUUAAACUAAGAUCCUUAUCUGGACAUGGACUACACUACAAGAUUCAAAUAUAUACUUUAUAAAUAAUGAGGUAAAUAAAUAUAUUUUGUUAAGCU
Messenger RNA from Acanthoscelides obtectus, 1024 nucleotides. NCBI's taxonomy places the organism in Eukaryota, Metazoa, Arthropoda, Insecta, Coleoptera, Chrysomelidae. The record is from the annotation of a GenBank genome assembly.